Babjeviella inositovora NRRL Y-12698 is the source of this 1599-nucleotide messenger RNA. RefSeq names its product End3p (gene END3). The record is from RefSeq and is a predicted model, not a curated record. Gene Ontology annotation, molecular function: protein binding; calcium ion binding. Gene Ontology annotation, biological process: actin cortical patch assembly; actin filament organization; endosomal transport. The transcript has a single exon. The coding region runs from base 8 to 1144 and encodes 378 amino acids. Gene Ontology annotation, cellular component: plasma membrane; mating projection tip; cytoplasm. NCBI's taxonomy places the organism in Eukaryota, Fungi, Ascomycota, Pichiomycetes, Serinales.
ACACAUAAUGGCGCCUAAACUUGAGGAGUGGGAAAUCAAAAAGUACUGGGAGAUUUUCAGCGGCUUGCAGCCGACGGAUGGGAAGUUGAGCGGCGAAAAGGUAUCGCCGGUGUUGAAGAACUCUCGCCUCGCCGACGCGCAGUUGGGGCGAAUCUGGGACCUCUCGGACAUCGACAGCGACGGGGAGCUAGAUUUUGAAGAGUUUUGCAUCGCAAUGCGCUUGAUCUUUGACGUGAUCAAUGGCACCAUGUCCGAUUUACCAGAAUAUCUCCCAGAUUGGUUGAUUCCAGCGUCAAAGUCCCAUCUCAUCCAAGCGAACCGUGCCCUCAACCACCAGCCGGUCUACGCCGCUUCUUCCGACGACGAUGAUGAAUUAGGGGCUUUAUCUGACGAUUUCGAUUGGUACAUCUCGCCUACUGACAAGGCCACGUACGAGACCAUCUACAAUUCCGCCACGGAUCAUCUCGGGCGAAUCCGUUUCGCUGCCUGGACCGACUUCUACCACACUUUACCGAACGUUCCGCAGACCGAUGUGUCCUCAGCCUGGAACCUUGUGAACCCGAAGCAGUUUGAGACGAUAGACAAGGACCAGGCGCUUGUUUUCUUGCACAUUUUGAGCCAGCGCCAGCGCGGCAGACGCGUGCCGCGCGGCGUGCCCGCAUCGUUACGCGCGACGUUUUCCAAGGAGGUUCCGGACUACAGCUUAACAUCGCACCAGGCGAAUGUCUCACGGACAAAGCAGUCUUUUGCCGAUAGCUAUGCGUCCCGAGUCGGUGGGUCUACGUCCAGGAGCAAUACUGGAACUGACUUUUCCGCUACAAAAGAUACGGACUGGGAGGAGGUCCAUUUGCGCCGCGAGUUAGCAGACCUAGAGGCGGUGAUCGCAAAGGCCGAGGCCGCGCCGGAGACAAGUGGUGACUCGCUGCUAGCCGUGGCGAAGCACGAGUUUACGCAGCUUUUGGCGUACAAGGAGGCUCAGUUGCUGGCGCAGGCGCGCGCACCCGCAGGCUGGGCCGGGCCCGAAGAUGAUAUUACGUUGAUUGCCGAGCAGGUGCAAUCGUUGGAGGCGGUGAUGGCGAGCAAAAAGGCUGAAUUGGCAAUGUUGCAGCUGCAGAUUGCAAGUGAGCGGAACGAGGUGAAGUGAACAUAGUGUCGCUCGCUUUGACACGCCGAUUCUUUAGAAAUGUCAAUUAUAAUUCAACAACCGAGAGAAAGGGUGUAGUGGAACGAAGCGAGCGAGGGGUGAGCUAAGUCAAAGGCAGCAGACUGUGGAGCUAGGUUAUGGUACGGUGUGUUGAUAAUGCCAGUUUCCAUCGUAGGCAAUCUCUUACAUACUGGUUGCAAGAAUCGAAGCUGGAGAUUUGGUUGACGAAAGCGGAGUAGGACGAGGGGGUGAAUUAAUAGUAACAUCAACGAAAUGAGGACCUAUUGCCGAUCCUAGCAUGAGGACGUCUUGUGAAGAUCGGACAGCCAACAGUAAGCCUUCAUAGGCAUGACUAGAAAUUAAAUAUAGCUGGAUCUUUCUGAUAUAGCCUGAUUGGAAAUAACUGUAUCCUUUCCAUAUACCAAUAAUCAGCCGGAUUAUGACAUUCCUUAACG